Messenger RNA from Magnusiomyces paraingens, 1230 nucleotides. RefSeq lists its product as uncharacterized. NCBI's taxonomy places the organism in Eukaryota, Fungi, Ascomycota, Dipodascomycetes, Dipodascales, Dipodascaceae. Gene Ontology annotation, cellular component: tRNA methyltransferase complex; nucleus; cytosol. Gene Ontology annotation, biological process: RNA (guanine-N7)-methylation. Bases 1 to 1230 code for a protein of 409 amino acids. The record is from RefSeq and is a predicted model, not a curated record. Gene Ontology annotation, molecular function: protein binding; tRNA (guanine(46)-N7)-methyltransferase activity. The transcript has a single exon.
AUGAGUGCUAAACACCCAUUCCAUGAGCUGGCCGUAAGUGCUGACGGAAAGUACUUGUUUGCUGCUGUUCAAAGCAGCAUUCAAAAAUUUGAUUUGGCAACUGGACAACUUGUUGCGACAUUUACCGUGGCUAGUGAGCCUGAGAGCGAAAAGAAAGUCACAUCGUCGACUUCUGGAGAGGGUGCCAAGUGUGCUCGCGAUCUGAUUGUUACUCGGGAUGGGAAGCAUGUUGUUGCAUUUACAAACGCAAACAAGUCUGUUCUUGUUUUGAACUCUUCUGAUUUGACUCUUGUGAGUCAGCGCAAGUUCCCUAAGCGGCCAUCUACAUUGUGCACAUCAUUUGAUGACGCGCGACUACUUGUUGGCGACAAGUUUGGAGACGUUUACGAUGUUGAAUUAUUGUCUACGGAGGAGAUUGUUAAGCCAUCUGAUGGCAAGACAGAGGACGUUGCAUCGAUUGAGCCAAUUUUAGGCCACGUUUCGAUGUUGACUGAUGUUGAGCUUGUUGAGAAGAAUGGGCACCAAUACAUUUUGUCUUCUGAUAGAGACGAGCAUAUCCGUGUGACGAGAUACCCUCAGGCGUUUGUUGUUGAACGGUGGUUAUUUGGCCAUGAACAGUUUGUGGCUGCAAUGGCUGUGCCUUUAUGGGCACCUGGGUUUGUUAUUUCCGGUGGUGGUGAUGACUUUGUGGCCGUUUUCAAGUGGUGUCCAGAGCAAGGCGAAGAGCCUCUCAAGUCUACGUUGGAUCUACGGCCAUAUUUCGGACAAUAUUUGAGUGAAGAUGUGCAUUCUGCCCCACGCCGCAAGAAGGAUGCGCCGAAUCCGGACGCACCUCUGGAGAUUACAGUUGACCGGAUCGUGGCUGCCAGGGACGGACUGCUAGUGGUACAUGCAGAGGCAACUGGAGUGCUUGUGGUUUUGAGUCUUGACAGGGAGUCUGGUGCACUGCAGCACAAGCAUACAUUUGUACGGGCCGGCGGUGCCCGUAUAGUGGCGGUAGCCACAGAUGGAUCUGGCCGGUUGUAUGUGUCUUUGGACCCGAGUGUUGGCGAGGCCGUUCCACUACUGGAGGUUUAUAAUGUUUCUGAAACUGGUGAGAUUACACUGGCCGAUAGCGCUUCUGAUAUUUCUAAGACCAUUGCUGAGGUUGGGUCCGUUGCUGUGGUUGGUGAGGAGCCGUCUGUUGCACUGUAUUCAGUUCGGCACCUUCGCAAACGCGGAGAGCACUAA